AUGGGAAACGUAUGUUAAAAUUAGAGAGAACAAACAGUUUAUGAAAAUAGGGAUAAAAGCCCAAAAAAGCUUUAAGCACGCAUGCCAAAUAAUUAAAUUUACAAUUAGCAAGAUCCAACUUAAUCUGAAAUUAGAGAGUUCAUGACUGAUUUAAAUGGAGAAAUUUAAAAUCAAUAAUAAGAUAUAUAUAUGUCAUCAGAAUUUUAAAGAGCAUCACAAAAGAUCUCAAUAAGCGAUUUCAGACUUGAAAAAGUACUAGGAAAAGGAUCAUUCGGUAAAGUAAUGCUUGUUACUCAUUUAGUAGAAUAAAAAUAGUAUGCUAUGAAAGUUCUUCUGAAGAAAAGUAUAAAAAAUGAAAGAUAAAAAAGACAUACAUUAACAGAGAGAUAAAUUUUAGAAAAAAUAGACCAUCCCUUUAUUGUUAAGUUGCAUUAUGCAUUUUAAACGAACGAAAAACUUUAUCUUGUAUUAGAUUUCAUGGUAGGAGGAGAAUUAUUCCACCACCUUAAGAAAUCAGGAAAGUUUUCAGAGGAAGUUACUCGUUUUUAUGCAUCAUAAAUUGUAAUUGGUCUGGAACAUUUGCAUCAACAUAAAAUAAUCUACCGUGAUCUCAAGCCAGAAAAUAUAUUAUUAGAUUCUGAAGGAAAUUUGAAGUUGGCAGACUUUGGUUUAUCAAAAAUUGGCGUUGAUUAAAAUGCUCCUGCUCAUAGCUUAUGUGGAACACCAGAAUAUCUUGCUCCUGAAAUAAUCACAAGCAAGGUCGGACAUGAUAAGACAGUAGAUUGGUGGAGUUUUGGAGCUUUAGUGUAUGAAAUGCUUACUGGAUCACCUCCUUUCUAUUCUAAUAAUAAAAAGUAGAUGCUCCACAAUAUUAUUUAUAAACCUAUUCCUAUCCCAAAGAACUUAUCUGACACCGCUAAAUCCCUUCUGUAGUAAUUAUUAGUAGUUAAUCCAAAAAAUAGAUUAGGAUAUGGUGAUAAUGGCACAAGUGAUGUGAAAAAUCACCCCUUUUUUGCCACAAUUAACUGGGAAGCAAUGAAAGAAAGGAAAAUAAAAACCCCUUUGAAUAUAAAUGUAACAGACGAAAGAGAUACAAAAUAUUUUGAUCCUUAUAUUCUCAAAUAAUAAGCUGUGGAUACUCCUGUCUCAUAUAAUCAAGAUUUAUUCAAAUUUUCUCAAUUUACUUAUAAUAAGAAAAUUGAAGAAGUUUAAAUGGGAGAAAUUUAGAGAAAUGAUUCAAGCGAAUACUUUGAUUUAAAUGGAAUGUGUUAGCAUAAAAAAGAUAAAGUAGAAAAUGGAGAGGAUGAAGAUAAUAGUGAAAUUUAAAGGGAGAAAAUAUAAGAGGUUUAGAAAGCUCUCUAAGAUUAAACAAUUUCAUCAGAUGGAAAAACCAUAGAUUAAGAUUUAAGUGAAAAUAUCUCCUUUUAAGAUUAAAAUUAAUAAGGAGAUUAAAGUAACAAUUAUAAAUAAGAAAAAAAUGAUACUCAAAAAUCAGAUUUAAAUAAUUUACCUGUUUAAGGUCAAUCAAUUUUAGAGUCAUCUGAUCUUAAUUAAAACCCUACAAUUUAAAAUAAAAAAUAUUUACAAAUUUAAAAGAAUAACACUUUCAAUCAAGUGUAAGAUACCAAUCAGUAAAUCUAAUAGGAAAAUAUAUUUACAAAAGAUAUUGACAUAACAAAGCAAUCCACCUCAUAAGAUAAUAAUUAAUAAAAAGGAUAUUCUAAUAUAAAUGAAACAGAUGAUUAGUUUGUAUAAAAAGAAGGAGAAAACCUUACAAUUUCCAUAGAUAAUAAAGAUUAAAAUAGAUUAUUUUAAUCUGAAAGUAUUUAAACUAAAAGUUAAGUAGAUAAAGAUAUUGAAUAAACGCAAUAAAUUUAAUAAAACAUUUAAUAGCGUGAAUCUAUAAAUUCUCAAAUUAGUUAGGGAGAUAACUUACAAGAAGAUAUAGCAUUAAUAACUAAAGAAGAUAAGGUUUAGAGUGAAUAGCAAAUGAAUGAUUCUAAAGAUUAAAAAGAAACUGAAGAAAAAAACGACAUUAGUAUUAAGUAGUUGUAAAAUAAAGAAGGUGAAUUAGAAAAUGAGUAAAUAAUUGAUUAAGCAAAUGAAAAAUAAAAUACUCAUACUUAAUCAACAGAUUUAUUAAAUGAUGAAAUCUAAAGCCAAGAUAAAUAAUAACUUAAUGAAGUAGAAAUAAAUAAAAAUUAAUAAAAAUCUGAAGAAAACGACGAAGUUUCUGAUUAAGUAAAGGAAAAUGAGAAUUAGGUGAUAGAUACAGUUUAACCAGAUACUAUACUCACAAAUAGUGAAAUAAAGACUCAUGAAUUAAAUGUUAAUAAACAAUCAGAUUCUAGCUUAAGCUAAACUGAUAAAGCUACUAGUUAAAAUCCUGAAGAAAUAGCAUAAAACAUUAAUUGA
Molecule: messenger RNA, 2415 nt
Organism: Tetrahymena thermophila SB210
Lineage: Eukaryota; Ciliophora; Oligohymenophorea; Hymenostomatida; Tetrahymenidae
Product: Serine/Threonine kinase domain protein
Exons: 9
Biological process (GO): protein phosphorylation
Molecular function (GO): ATP binding; protein serine/threonine kinase activity
Source: RefSeq, a predicted model, not a curated record